This is a messenger RNA of Carassius carassius (crucian carp), 1725 nucleotides long. Its product is annotated as peripherin-2-like. The transcript is spliced from 3 exons. Gene Ontology annotation, biological process: visual perception. The record is from RefSeq and is a predicted model, not a curated record. Gene Ontology annotation, cellular component: membrane. NCBI's taxonomy places the organism in Eukaryota, Metazoa, Chordata, Actinopteri, Cypriniformes, Cyprinidae. Bases 415 to 1452 code for a protein of 345 amino acids.
GUUUAGGAUGACGUACAGUAACUUUGUGUUUAAUCAUUUGGAUCCUUGGCUUUUGUCCUCCUUUUACAGAUAGAGGGACACCAGUAUUUGCGUUAGUACCUGAGGACACUGCUGUUUUAAUUAUUGAGAUGAAAAUCCAUUUUUAAGAUUGUAAGGAUAAUGUAUUACCUUGGCGUUUACCUUUAGAAGAAGCUGAGUUGGACUAUUAUGGGUGCAAAGAUCAUCAUGGAAGUAGCUAACAGUUUCUCGUUUUACUGGAAUGGAUUACACAUUGUGCCUUGAAUGCACUUUCAACAUUCAACUUCUGUAAGCUACAUUGCACAGCUCUCUUUGGAGAUCACCAAACUCUGAAAAUACUUUUUUUUUUUUUUUUUUUAAAGUACUUCUAUUUAGGACAUUAACUAGUUAUUCAACAUGGCUCUCAUGAAGGUAAAGUUUGACCUGAAGAAGCGGGUAAAGCUGGCCCAGAUGCUAUGGCUCAUGUACUGGUUUUCCAUUAUGGCUGGUGUACUAAUCUUCAGCAUGGGCCUUUUCUUUAAAAUAGAACUGCGCAAGAGAAGUGAACUUAUGGACAACAAUGAGAGUCAUUUUGUACCCAACAUUCUAAUUGGUGUGGGACUUUUGGCAUGUUGUCUCAAUGCCUGUGGGGGCAAAAUCUGCUACGACUCGCUCGACUCCACCAAGUUUGUGAAAUGGAAGUCCAUUUUGAAGCCCUUUCUCAUUUGUUGUUUGUUCUUCAACUUCCUCCUCAUUGUCACAGCGAUGAUGUGUUUUGCCAUGCGCAUUCCUCUAGAGUUCACACUUGCUGAGGGCCUGAAAAAUGGAAUGAAGUACUACAAGGACACCGAUACACCCGGACGCUGCUACAUGAAGAGAACUCUGGAUCUCAUGCAGAUGGAGUUCCGCUGCUGUGGGAACAACAACUAUAAAGAUUGGUUCGAGAUCCAGUGGGUGAGCAACCGAUACCUGGACUUCAGCUCUAAGGAAGUCAAAGACCGAAUCAGCAGCAAUGUGGAUGGAAGAUACCUAUUGGAUGGCGUUCCCUUCAGCUGCUGCAACCCUAGCUCUCCACGGCCCUGCAUCCAACAGCAAAUAACCAACAACUCAGCUCACUACAGCUAUGAGCACUACACCGAAGAGCUAAACAUCUGGAAACGUGGCUGUCGAGACGCUCUAGUGUCCUACUAUGGUGGAAUGAUGAACAUUAUUGGGAUACUUGUGCUGAUUGUCACUCUCUUGCAAAUUUCUGUAAUGAUUGGACUUCAAUAUGUAAACACCUCUCUGUCCACGCUGGUCAACCCAGAAGACCCUGAGAGUGAGAGCGAGGGCUGGAUCCUGGAGAAGACUGUCAAAGAGACCUUCACUGACAUCAUGGCUAAAAUGAAGGCCAUGGGCAAAGGCAAUCAAGUGGACGAGGGGGCAAAUGAAGAGGCUGUUACCACUGUGAGCUGAGCAAACCCCGCCCAUCAAACUUUGGCCACUCCUACCUGAGGUAGAGAGCUGUGUGACACAGCGUAAAACUGUAACUAUAUCUACACAAAUACACAAAGUGUAGACAAAGCCAAUUAAUGAGGAACUGGUGAAGAAAAAAAUCUAAAUGCAAACCUUUGUCAGUCAGACACUUUUCUUUAAUUAAAUUUGUAUAAUAGAAACCCAUAUUAUGGUGAAAUUAAAAAAGAAAAAAAAACAUUAAUAUCCAAAUGAUUGACUUGUAAAGAUUGACUU